AUGGCCACUCGUACGCGCUGUUUGUACAGCCUGGCGAAGACGCCGUUUCACCGCACACAAUGGCAACGGAUACGGAAACCUCAUCGAUCUUACUCAUCCGGCUCAGUCGAGGGCUCUGGCAACCGCGAAUCGAUUCCGCAAUCGACGGAUCCAGAGGCCGCAGAAUGGUUUCAAACCCUCCGCAAAGACAUGCUCAACCGUGAGCUACCGCUAGAGCGCGACACCAUUGGACAUACAACAGAAAAGAAACUCGAUAAUACUUUAUACUCAUUCUUCCCGGAAGGAUGGCAAACGUCACCCACAACCGAGCGUCAAACUACACCGAUGCCUUAUGCGAUUGGCGAACAUUUGUACUUCUGUAAUCCGGCCCUUUCUGAUGGUCAAUUAUUGCCCGAUGGCACCGAUCCAUUACAUAGCCCUGGUGGCUCUUUUGUACGCCGUAUGUGGGCCGGCGGCGCUGUCAGAGUAGACAAGAACCUCUAUUUUGGCGCAAAUACUGGUUGGGCUUUGCACAAACAUAUCCUGUGUUUUGAGCGUAUAAAGGAUGUGAGACUACGAGGUCAGGGUGACAACGAGAAGAUCUUCAUCACGAUUGAGCGCAAGUUCGCCAGAUACGACCCUGUAUUCCAGGCUGUUCAAGGUUCCAGGGACAAACCCAGGCGAGGCCCUUCACUGGAUGUAGCUCUGAAGGAAGAAAUGCGCAACCUGGACCAAGCCUUUUUGACAGAGGAUCGCAACAUAGUGUUCAUGCGUGAGCGGUCUGCUGGUGAGCUUCAAGAUAUUAAGGCGGGCAAGUUGGCACCCGUCAAAUACCUUCAGUCACUUGGACAACCUGAUUUCUACCACGCACUGACCCCUACAAGCACACUACUUGCUCGCUUUUCGGCCCUUACUUUCAAUGCGCACCUCAUUCAUCUCGAUCGAGAGUACGCUCGGAACGUUGAAGGUCAUCGUAACGUCCUCGUACACGGCCCGUUAACGCAGACGCUCAUGCUUAAGUUCAUUGGUACUCAUCUCCAGUCGAUUUCCGAGGGCGCGCACAUCGUGGAAGCCAUUGAAUACAGAAACCUUGCGCCGUUGUACUGUGGUGAAGAGUUGCGUUUGUGUGCAAGAGAAAAGGUUGGGGCACGUACGGAUGACGCUCGGAUAUACGAUAUAUGGAUCGAAGGUCCGACAGGAGGAAUGGCUGUGAAAGGCCUCGUGCGGACAGUAGAGAACCGUCAAUUACCAGUGCAAGAAACGGCGUAA
This is a messenger RNA of Didymosphaeria variabile, 1248 nucleotides long. RefSeq lists its product as uncharacterized. The record is from RefSeq and is a predicted model, not a curated record. The coding region runs from base 1 to 1248 and encodes 415 amino acids. The transcript has 3 exons. Lineage: Eukaryota; Fungi; Ascomycota; Dothideomycetes; Pleosporales; Didymosphaeriaceae. Gene Ontology annotation, molecular function: (3R)-hydroxyacyl-[acyl-carrier-protein] dehydratase activity. Gene Ontology annotation, cellular component: mitochondrion.